Suillus bovinus is the source of this 1767-nucleotide messenger RNA. Its product is annotated as GH3 auxin-responsive promoter. The transcript has 7 exons. Gene Ontology annotation, cellular component: cytoplasm. Gene Ontology annotation, molecular function: acid-amino acid ligase activity. The record is from RefSeq and is a predicted model, not a curated record. The coding region runs from base 1 to 1767 and encodes 588 amino acids. Lineage: Eukaryota; Fungi; Basidiomycota; Agaricomycetes; Boletales; Suillaceae.
AUGUCUCAUCGUCAAGCGGUUCUCUUGGACUCUUUGUCUGCUGAACUCUCUCAACAGCUCAAGGAUCGCAUAGACAAUGUCUUGCUGGAGAUCAUACGACCAAACUUCGCGUCUCAAUUUGCGCAGGGUGCUCCCGAAUUGGCGGGAUUCCGUGAAGCCAUCGCGCAGAGCGACUCGAAGGACGACAUCGACUUUCUAUGCAGUUUCCGAGAAUUCAUUCCCACCACAAACUACGAGCCUUAUAGGCCGUUUAUAGCAAAGUUUUUGGCGGUCCCUUGCAUGGAGGCUGACGUCAAGAACAUGUUCGCCCCGGGAUUGCCCUAUUUCUUAGCCCUGACCAGCAUGGCAUCUAGGAAUGCACCAAAGUUGUUCCCAAAGUAUCGGCCUCCCCCAUAUCUUCUGCAGCAAUUUUCAUAUCAGGGGUCUUCCCCGUCAGAGGGUACCAUUUUAGCACCAUUCUCUUUGAAACAUUAUCAGGUCUUAAAAAUAGUUUGUGAGGACGGUCAGAGCUCCAAGGAUGUAGCUGUUUGCUCCGCGAGCGCCGGUAUUCUGCGAAUGGAAAUGAACUGGGACGUCGAGAAUGACGAGGAUAGACUCGAUCUAUGGGUUCCAGGAAAAGCGGAUCCAUAUGCGAUAUCUUUGGUUAAAAACUAUCGCUCUUUAUUUAUUCUGAAUGCGCUAUUUGCACUGGCGGACCAUCGAGUGUCAACCAUCCGCUUCUUAUUUGCCAAUGUGUUCGUCAUUUUUUUGCAGUACGUGGAAGAUGAAUGGCCUUUACUUGUCGAAUGCAUUGAGAAGGGUAUUAUCCCGGAUGUUGAAGACCUAGGCGAUCUGCGAGCACAUUUAGAGAGACAUCUUACACCCAACCCUGUUCGCGCUGCCAAACUUCGCGAAAUUGGGCCUCCUGUCAUCCAGGGCUGGGCAGUCUGCGUCUGGCCUGACUUGAAACAAUUUGUUGGGAUUACUGGAGGUCAGGCUGCUGUUUCUGUUCCAAAGGCACGUCGAAUUACUCACCUACUCGGACCUUCCGUUACCAUCAAGUCUCAUGGGUAUGGCUGUACAGAAUGCGGUCUCGCCAGGGUAUACCCUGAAGGUAACCCUAAUACCGACUUCAAAGUAUCAUUCAGAGAUGGGGUCGUCGAGUUUCUGGACGUGCGUUCUGACAAGCCUUCAGACCGUGUACUGUCUGCUUGGGAACUCGUAACUGGUGGAGAGUACGAGCCCGUCGUGACGACCCGCAAUGGCUUGUGGAGAUACUGCAUUUCUGAUGUUAUCACUGUUAAAGGCUUUGCUCCAGACGACGGCUUACCGAUUAUCAAUUACCUCCACAGACGGGAUGACUCGCUUAGAGUGGCAUUUGGAGCAUCGUGUACAGAGUCGCAGUUGACGGACGCGAUCGUCUCUAUCGCUGAACAAUCAAUUGGCCAGAUCACAGCUUUCACUAUUGUGCUGGACGAUCGAGACAAGCCUGUUACGUUUGGGUACUUGAUAGAGCUUGCAGGAGAACUAAGACAGGACGCGAGAAUGGCGACAAAGCAACUUUUUGACAAUCUCAUCUCAGCAAACGAUGAUUAUCGCGUGGUUGUCUGGCAAGGCAGGUCAAGAAGGCCUACCAUCCGUAUCGUGAAAAAAGGCACCUUUGCAGAGUAUCACAGGCAGAAAUGCGAGCAGACAAACAUCGCGGCAGGUCAAGUGAAGGUUCCCGCCGUCGUUUUCGAUGCAGUAAUGAAGAAAUGGUUCCUGGAGCGAGUUAUAAUGGAGUUAUAA